Oncorhynchus keta (chum salmon) is the source of this 9363-nucleotide messenger RNA. Its product is annotated as zinc finger protein 704-like. Gene Ontology annotation, molecular function: DNA-binding transcription factor activity; RNA polymerase II cis-regulatory region sequence-specific DNA binding. NCBI's taxonomy places the organism in Eukaryota, Metazoa, Chordata, Actinopteri, Salmoniformes, Salmonidae. Gene Ontology annotation, cellular component: nucleus. The coding region runs from base 273 to 1880 and encodes 535 amino acids. Gene Ontology annotation, biological process: regulation of transcription by RNA polymerase II. The record is from RefSeq and is a predicted model, not a curated record. The transcript has 9 exons.
CGGUGCCUUGUGAAUCUCGCCUGGCUGCACGCGCAGGGGAGUGGGGGCGUGGCAUUUUUUUGAGGAAAAAAAGCUAAACAAUCUUUAAUCUUUCAAAUUGACUGUGUCGGCUUUUUAACUUGUCUCGGCUGGUGGAGAAGUCCAUACCUUAGAAUAGUGGUAACACACGGGGAUCCACUCAAGACAGGCCUGAAUGUAUUUUCUUCCAAAUUUCUGCACGAAAAGGUAUAGAAAGCGGGUAAUCUUUCUUUAGUCACCACUUCGGUCCCACGAUGAAUUCUAAACGUUUGCUUGACAUGUCUCCGGCUGAAAUACUGGUCGGGGGCGCUUCGAAACAAGCCGGUAUUGACCAGCAUGCAGAGGGUUCCAAGGGAAGCGAAAUGAGUGUCACCACUACUGACAGCGGUGUCAUUCUGGCGUGCGGGAGCGGGCCCGCAUCAGGAGCAGUUUUCUGCACAAUCGUGCUAGACGAUGGCUCUUUGAGAGAAUGUACAAACCAGGACAUCAUCCUCAAUGGGAAUGACCUGUCGUCAGGGAGAGAAAAAUAUGCGCACCGGAAAAUAAUGGGUUGUGGUGACGAGGCAGAGAGGAACAGUGGUCUGACUGGGGUCCUUACUAACGGCAGUCCCACUCACUGCCUGAUCCUGAACGGGCAGAAGCCGGACAGACACAUGCACUCGAAAGCGAGGAAUCCGCUGGUGCCCGAUGGUUUCCAGGAAACCGGACAUCAAGUGCCACCUGGGGAGAGAAAUCCCCACCCCUCCUCCCACAUACCUGUCCCCCGACGCAGGAAAUCCUCGGGUCGUGCCGAUAAGGAGGUAAUGGCUGCCACCGUCCUGACAUCGCUAUCCACUUCCCCACUGGUCCUCACCCAGACAUCCUCAGCUGCAGUUCCGGAGUCGGCUAGCAGGGGGUGGAAGGAGGCGCUGUCGACCAGCUACAGCAGCUCCACCAGUGGCAACUGGAGCUGGGACACCAGCGACCAAUCAGUGCCCUCCACACCAUCCCCACCCCUCUCCAACGAUGCCAGCAAGAGCUUCCUGCUCCCCUCCCAGGGUGAUGACGUCAUCGAGGACGUCACAGAGAGCACUCACUUUCCGUUUGUGGACCCCAUACCCCGGAAGCGAAAGAACUCCAUGAAGGUGAUGUUCAAGUGCUUGUGGAAGAACUGUGAAAAGGUCCUCAGCACCUCUUCAGGGAUCCAGCGACACAUCCGAACCGUCCACCUGGGGCGGAACUGCGACUCGGACUACAGCGACGGGGAGGAGGACUUCUACUACUCGGAGAUCGAGGUCAACAUGGACAGCCUAUCAGAGGGCUUAUCCAGCCUCACGCCCACCUCCCCCACCACCUCCGGCCCUCCCCCCGUUUUCCCACCUGUCUCCCUCACCACCUGUCUCCCUCGUUCUGAGCCCUCCCACAUCGCCAUGAGGGGGACACAUGGUCACGCCCCCACCCUGCUCAGCCAAUCAGCUCCCUCCACGCUCUGCCAUAUUCGCACUGACCACGCAUACCAGGCCACUGCUCCUGUGAGUAUUCCUGUGUGUUCGGAGCAGGUUGGUGGGAAUGAUGGGAUUGGGAAUGGGGAUGGGAUCAGUGUGUCCUGGCAGUCGUCUCCUGUCAUUUUUAAAGGCUUACCGGGCCCUUUGACUCACACCCGCACGGUGAGCUUCGGGGAGAAGAGACAGCCUGCCCUUCACACACACACUACCAUCAGCAAGACAGCCCCCUCUACAGCCCCCCUGCCCAAACCAGCACCAGGAACCAGGAAACCCCGCGGAGAGGCUAAAAAGUGCCGGAAGGUAUACGGCAUGGAGAAGAGGGACAUGUGGUGCACAGCCUGCCGUUGGAAAAAAGCCUGUCAGCGAUUCAAUGAUUGAACCCCACUACAUCACUGGGAUGGACUCUUCCUCUGCCAGAGCUUCACUGAGGUGGAGUCUUCCACUGGGGAGACGUGGGUGUUCUCCCUGAUGAAGCUGCUUAGAGCACGCACUGCUUCCUCCUGACCAGCAGGGGUCUCUCUGCUUGCUUCUCUUAAUCCUCAGACAGCUAAACACACGAAACACAAAAACACAUGGAUGAAAAAGGAAAAAAAUAUAUAAUAAUUGUGAAAAAAGUAUAUGGCUUUGGAAGCAUAGGUAAUCCAAAAAAUGAUUAUUCAAAACGUGAUUCAGAAUGAAAGUUUGGUUUUGUACUUUCUAAUUUUUCAUGCCUUCACUGUAGGGCAGUGGUUGAAGAUUUCAGAUAAGCUUUUUGGUAUUGUGUACUUUCAACAUGUUCUUUGCUGGUCCGAGUAUCAUGGAAGCUACUGUGUUUGAGUCUAUACGAUCCUUAAACCACUCUCUUGUCAGCAUCUUUCAAUGCACCUCCGUUGACAUUUUGGAACUAAAACCAGAUUCACUUUGUGGUGUAUCUUUGAAUGGAUCAUUUCAACGGAGGUGCAUUGAAAGAUGCUGACAAGAGAUUUCAACGGCCACGUUUCAAAUUUCAGCGGUCACUCUUUUGAAACGGGAAGUAUGUCUACCAAAGGAAAACAGACACAGAAUCUCUCUAAAUUCACUCAGAAUUGAGAUGUCGCUUUUAUUAAGAUGCAAGUUUGUUAUUCAUAUAACACAUCACAUGCUCUUAUGGGAAUUCAACUCAACAAUUCCAAUCUCUUUGUUUGGGAAGUAAAUAUGCAUAGCUACACACCAUAAGCUCCCUGCAUCUGUUGCUUAUUCCAUCUGCUGGCACCAAAUGUCACACUUUGAACCUUCAGAGUGUUCAAUGUACCGUUUCUAGUUUCUCUUCCUAGACCUCUACACAGAUAUGCAGCUUUCAGAAACAACACAUCCUUCAACAGACCACAUGUAAACUUUGUAACCACACUGUUCACUCUCAUUUCUCACAUCUAACAGUUUAUUUCCAGCGAUUAGUUCCCAAGGCAACUACUGUAGUAGUUGCAAAGUGCCAUCACCAGGGUUUGGACAGUCUGGUCUUGCUUUGAUUAAUCAGCUCUAUUGUUGAUUACAGUUAUCAAUAACAACAUCAAACCCUCCUGUAGCAUUAUUUGCUACUCAGUGUUCUAAAAUCCAUUUCCUGUGUACGUUCAUAGAAAUAUAAUGUCAUUGUAGUUCUCUGUGGGUACUAUACCUAGUCCUGCCCAACCCUGACACCCAGUUACUGCUCGUAACUGGUAUCUAAGGGUGAUGAAAUAUAAUGUCAUUGUAGUUCUCUGUGGGUACUAUACCUAGUCCUGCCCAACCCUGACACCCAGUUACUGCUCUUAACUGGUAUCUAAGGGUGUUGAAAUAUAAUGUCAUUGUAGUUCUCUGUGGGUACUAUACCUAGUCCUGCCCAACCCUGACUCCCAGUUACUGCUCUUAACUGGUAUCUAAGGGUGUUGAAAUAUAAUGUCAUUGUAGUUCUCUGUGGGUACUAUACCUAGUCCUGCCCAACCCUGACACCCAGUUACUGCUCUUAACUGGUAUCUAAGGGUGAUGAAAUAUAAUGUCAUUGUAGUUCUCUGUGGGUACUAUACCUAGUCCUGCCCAACCCUGACUCCCAGUUACUGCUCUUAACUGGUAUCUAAGGGUGUUGAAAUAUAAUGUCAUUGUAGUUCUCUGUGGGUACUAUACCUAGUCCUGCCCAACCCUGACACCCAGUUACUGCUCUUAACUGGUAUCUAAGGGUGAUGAAAUAUAAUGUCAUUGUAGUUCUCUGUGGGUACUAUACCUAGUCCUGCCCAACCCUGACUCCCAGUUACUGCUCUUAACUGGUAUCUAAGGGUGUUGAAAUAUAAUGUCAUUGUAGUUCUCUGUGGGUACUAUACCUAGUCCUGCCCAACCCUGACACCCAGUUACUGCUCUUAACUGGUAUCUAAGGGUGAUGAAAUAUAAUGUCAUUGUAGUUCUCUGUGGGUACUAUACCUAGUCCUGCCCAACCCUGACACCCAGUUACUGCUCUUAACUGGUAUCUAAGGGUGUUGAAAUAUAAUGUCAUUGUAGUUCUCUGUGGGUACUAUACCUAGUCCUGCCCAACCCUGACACCCAGUUACUGCUCUUAACUGGUAUCUAAGGGUGAUGAAAUAUAAUGUCAUUGUAGUUCUCUGUGGGUACUAUACCUAGUCCUGCCCAACCCUGACACCCAGUUACUGCUCUUAACUGGUAUCUAAGGGUGUUGAAAUAUAAUGUCAUUGUAGUUCUCUGUGGGUACUAUACCUAGUCCUGCCCAACCCUGACUCCCAGUUACUGCUCUUAACUGGUAUCUAAGGGUGAUGAAAUAUAAUGUUAUUGUAGUUCUCUGUGGGUACUAUACCUAGUCCUGCCCAACCCUGACACCCAGUUACUGCUCUUAACUGGUAUCUAAGGGUGUUGAAAUAUAAUGUCAUUGUAGUUGUCUGUGGGUACUAUACCUAGUCCUGCCCAACCCUGACUCCCAGUUACUGCUCUUAACUGGUAUCUAAGGGUGAUGAAAUAUAAUGUCAUUGUAGUUCUCUGUGGGUACUAUACCUAGUCCUGCCCAACCCUGACACCCAGUUACUGCUCUUAACUGGUAUCUAAGGGUGUUGAAAUAUAAUGUCAUUGUAGUUGUCUGUGGGUACUAUACCUAGUCCUGCCCAACCCUGACUCCCAGUUACUGCUCUUAACUGGUAUCUAAGGGUGAUGAAAUAUAAUGUCAUUGUAGUUCUCUGUGGGUACUAUACCUAGUCCUGCCCAACCCUGACUCCCAGUUACUGCUCUUAACUGGUAUCUAAGGGUGUUGAAGAGGGAUUAUUUGCGCACCAUGAAUUGUACCUGGAUUCCUGAUCAGACAAUUAUAUGGAUGUAUAUUUUUACACAGAUACAUUUUUUUACUUUAGCUACUUUAUUUUAUUUUAUUGUUGCCAGCUCUUUGAAUGUAGUUUCUGCUGCCUCUCUCUCUCUCUCUCUCUCUCUCUCUCUCUCUCUCUCUCUCUCUCUCUCUCUCUCUCUCUCUCUCUCUCUCUCUCUCUCUCUCUCUCUCUCUCUUCUCUCUCUUCUCUCUCUUCUCUCUCUCUCCUCUCUCUGUCUCUCUCCCUCCCUCUCUCUCUCUCUCUCUCUCUCUCUCUCUCUCUCUCUCUCUCUCUCUCUCUCUCUCUCUCUCUCUCUCUCUCUCUCUCUCUCUCUCUCUCUCUCUCUCUCUCUCUCUGUCUCUCUCUCUCUCUCUCUCUCUCUCUCUCUGUCUCUCUCUCUUCUCUCUUCUCUCUCUCUCUCUCUCUCUUCUCUCUCUCUCCUCUCUCUAACUCUCUCUCUCCCAAUACGGACUACUAGCCAUGCCACUAGUUACAACAGCAGGACACACACAUGCAUGGUGCUACUUGUCCUCUUUCCCUAGGUUCCCUUCAACCUAUUCUAUGACAAUGGCCACAAUCUAUGACUUUCCGUUCUUUGGUCAUGUGACAAAUCUGUUGUCAUAGUGACAUCUGCAUUCUCGGCUGAUGGCAGUCACAUAUUCUAAUUGAUGUGACAUUAGUAGAAGGCCAUUCUAAGACAUUUACAUUACAUUUAAGUAAGACAGCUGGGGAUGACUGUCAUUUGUUGUUAUUUGGGGAUAGCAAACAAUCAAACCCCCUGGAUUAAUUUCAGCAUGCCCUGUCAGUCUUUUCCUUGGUAACCAUUACCAACAGAUACGGUCCUGCUCAUUGGCUGGUAACUCUGUCCGUCAAACAUUAUGUCCAGUAGUGUUUGAGAGAAGCUGGUUCUUACAGUAAGUAGCUCACUGGUCAGACUGGAGAGUAGCCCGGUAUUUAAUGGUCAGAAACUUCACUAAGUGCCAUUGAAAAGAACAUUAUGAGGAAAAAGGAUUUACCUAAAUAAAUUGCACUAACUUGCACUGCACAAAGACUUGCUUUUAUACAUGGAUUUUAUACACACAGAUUUUGAAGUGAAAUUACAUUUGAGGUUGUUUUAUUUUGGAUUGUCACUGCCUUGGUGUCAACAUGGGGUUUCAGGGAUGGGGCUUCUACACCUCUUGGGUCCCCCCAUAAGAACCUUUUGAACUGGUAUGUUUAGCUCUCUGUGUGUGUGUGGUGUACUCAGCCCAAUGGUGCCAACAAUAUUGCCUGGAAUCGUGUGGUACUGCAUAGUACAGCGGUACUUUGUGUGUCAGGGUUUCCCCAAUACUUUUCUAUUGUGGUGGUGCACCAAGAAGACCCCUGAAGUCACAUCUCAGAUGGUCUGCCCUAACUUGGUAAUAUAUGGGGAAACACUGGUCCAGAGGUAGCCCUCAGUCAAUGGUUGCUUGUUGUCUUCUUAAGAACAGAUAAAUCAUGGUGUUUCAACACUAUGGGCUUUCCUUACGUAGCAUACUCAUACACUGCUUUCACAAGAAUUUAGUUUAGUCUUCCUUCCUUAUGUAGCAUACUCAUACACUGCUUUCACAAAAUUUUAGUUUAGUCUUCCUUCCUUACGUAGCAUACUCAUACACUGCUUUCACAAGAAUUUAGUUUAGUCUUCCUUCCUUAUGUAGCAUACUCAUACACUGCUUUCACAAGAAUUUAGUUUAGUCUUCCUUCCUUAUGUAGCAUACUCAUACACUGCUUUCACAAAAUUUUAGUUUAGUCUUCCUUCCUUACGUAGCAUACUCAUACACUGCUUUCACAAUAAUUUAGUUUAGUCUUCCUUCCUUACGUAGCAUACUCAUACACUGCUUUCACAAGAAUUUAGUUUAGUCUUACUUCCUUACGUAGCAUACUCAUACACUGCUUUCACAAGAAUUUAGUUUAGUCUUCCUUCCUUACGUAGCAUACUCAUACACCGCUUUCACAAGAAUUUAGUUUAGUCUUCCUUCCUUACGUAGCAUACUCAUACACUGCUUUCACAAGAAUUUAGUUUAGUCUUCCUUCCUUACGUAGCAUACUCAUACACUGCUUUCACAAGAAUUUAGUUUAGUAUUCCUUUGCCUAAAAGGCGCUUGCCUCUUUCACACUUUAUUGAGAUGAGGUAGUGUACAGAGAAUAAGUUUUCUUUCCGGACUUGACUCUUCUCCACCAAUCGAAACAUCAAUCUUGUGUUUGGUCCUAUUGGCAGCAGAUUGGCCAUUCAUACGUUUGAGUACUUUUCAGACCAAUCUAGUCUGUUGUUCUCAAUCUCAUUCACACCCCUAUGUCUGCCACAAAACCCACCUCUGGUAUUUAAUUGCACUAAAGUGGUUUUAUGGGUCAUUGGCCAGGGCUAAUGAAGGGGAACACUCUUUAUCCACUUGCUACUACCUAUAUUUACAAACUGGAUGAAUCUAAGGAAGGUAACUGCCAUCCCUACGACUGUUUUUAGGAGACCUGAGGUUUUGGAUGGUAGAGAGAGGGCUGAUUGGGUGUGUUUGGGGAACUGGGACUUUGUGAUAGGUGGAGAAAGGGUGGGACAAGCAGUGACGAUUAUUCGAGAUGGAUUUGUAGUUUCAGGCCUUUCCUGUACAUAUGCAACGUAAAGACAACCCUGAAACUUUUUUCAUAUAUUGUUGUGUGUCUGUUAAACAAAAAUUAAACUUUGUAAGGUAGAAUUGCUCAGAUUGUUGGUGUGCGUGUUUGAGAAGCUGUAGUUAAUAUAACAUACACAUAUAUUGCAGUUCAGGGGAAAAGUGGCGAAAUAACGUAGAUGAAUGUAAAACCUACAAAAAGAAAAGCUUGUUUCUUGUUGUAACGCUGGCUAGUUUCUACUGCCGGUAGAAAACUGUUAGUGCACUCUGACAGAAUGAUGGCACAAACAGCACAAACUGUCAUUCUGGUGCCAAAUUUUGCAUCUGCACUGUUCUUCAAGUAAAUGUGUUUUUGUAAAAUAUUCAGUGGAAAUUGUUCAAAGUAGUCCUUGUGCAUAGAGUUGUAUGGUUUGUUUAACUUUGCAAUCAUUGGUUUUGUUUGACAUACAUUUUAAAGUGAAAAAUCUUAGUCUCAGCAUAAUUCUGUUUCCGUGGAAUUGCCCAUUAACCCUUCUUACAUUGUGCAAUGAGACGCUUUAAUUCUAACACGAACUAACUUGACCUUUUGGUGACCUUUCUGUGAGCCACCUGGUGUGAUCUAUUAUGAAUGCAUUUAUUGGUAUGUAGGCCUUUAUUUAGGCUGUUAUAAGGAGUCAUGAACUGUUAUGAAUGCUUAUAGCAGGCCAUAUACUGCACUACUUUAAUGCACAUAUUGAAUGUGUUUAUAAAGGUGUUAUGUAAGUGGUCAGAACCCACUGGACAAAAACUGGUUGAAUCAACGUUGUUUCCACGUCAUUUCAACAAAAACAUGAAAUGUGAUGAAAUGUGAUGAAUCAACGUGGAAAAUUGAUUGGGUUUGUAAAAUGUAAAAGGGAAUUUCGUCAUCUUUUCACCCGACUUUUAAACUAGAUCCAAUAACAUGGUGAAAUGUUUUGUUGAUUUCAUGUUGAAUUCACGUUAGUUGACAACUCAACCAAAUGUAAAUCAAAACUAGAUGAUGAAAUGACAUCUGUACCCAGUGUAUAGGAACCGUGAGCUGUUGUGAAUGCUUAUGGCAAGUCUUAUAAUACACUAUGGAGUGAUCGACUGUGCUAUGAAUGCAGUCAUAAUGUAUUGUACACAGGCGUUUCAGAAAAUGUGCUUCCGACCUUUUCUGUCUCCCUGCCAAAUAAGUAUUUAUUAGAAUACAUGUUGUCAUUGUCUUUUGUGGGAGACAAAUCACCUAGGCGGCUCGGGGAUUCAAACUCUCAACCUUUCGGUUAUUAACCCAACACUCUUAACCGCUAAGCUACAUGCCACCAAAUUGUACCUGUACCUUUCCCUCUGGCUCGCUUCCUCUAUAUCUCCCAAUCUAUUUUUCUCAACUUUUUUCCCCCGUCUCUCUUUUAAACUAUCAGCAUUGACUGUAGCCCCCCCCAAAGUCAGUACCCAGUAUAUUAAGCUAACCGAGCCCUUGAAAUGUGCAGAAAGAAAGCAUUUAUUUCCUAAUGUUACAUCAUUCUAUCCUUUGUUUGCUCGUUGAAUGUCCAUGUUGAUGAGUCCAGCCCAGCAGCUCAGCAGCAGCAAAGCCAAAUCAAAUGUAACACAUCGUCAUCACUAUGGAGGCUCCACUCAACUCUGUGCUGUUUCUUCUAUCAUGCUCUUAAACAACACACCAAUCUUUUCUGUUUGUCUUUCUCUUUUAUUCUUGUUGUAACUGUCUGACUGUUGUUCUCUUGCUGUGCUGUGUCAGAGCAAUGUGGUUGGUGGGAGGGAAACAUACUUUCUUUUGGUUGCUUUAUUAUCUUGUUCAUAUUGAUUGAUUGAUUGAUUGAUGUGCUCUCAUUAUGUCUGGUGUGUUUUAUUGCUCAUGUCUGUCUGACAUGUGCUCGAGUGGAUGGGUGACUUGAUGUCAUGAUGAUGAUGUGAUGUAAAUGUGAUAGAGAGAAAAUAAAUGCAAAUGGAUUGGAA